CCGCGAUGUGCCACUCGGCGCCUCCCCCGCCGGGUCGGGGUUGCACGGCGGCCGGGCGGCCCUGGUAGCCGGCGAGCGGCGCGGAGAAGGGGAGCGCGGCGCGCGAGUCUCAUUGUUGGUGGGGUGUUGGGGGGGGUUGCCCGUCGGGGCAUGAGGGCGAGAGCACGGCGGGGGGGGCGGCCAGACAGAGCGAGCGAGGAGGAGGAGGAGGACGCCGAGGAGGAGGAGGAGGAGGAAGGAGGAGGCAAAGAAAAGAAGCGGCGGCGGCGGCGGCGGCGGAGGAGGGGGCGAGGAGGCGCGCGGCCCCCGCUCCCUCCCUCCCCCCCCUGACCCCCGACCCACGCCGGCCGGCCCCCAGCCCCAGCCCCGGAGGGAGCUCAUGGGAGUAUGAAGGAGAUGGUAGGAGGCUGCUGCGUAUGUUCGGACGAGAGGGGCUGGGCCGAAAACCCGCUGGUCUACUGCGAUGGGCACGCGUGCAGCGUGGCCGUCCACCAAGCUUGUUAUGGCAUCGUCCAGGUGCCAACGGGACCCUGGUUCUGCAGGAAAUGUGAAUCUCAGGAGCGAGCAGCCAGGGUGAGGUGUGAGCUGUGCCCACACAAAGACGGGGCAUUGAAGAGGACUGACAAUGGAGGCUGGGCCCACGUGGUGUGUGCCCUCUACAUCCCCGAGGUGCAGUUUGCCAACGUCCUCACCAUGGAGCCCAUCGUUCUGCAGUACGUGCCUCAUGAUCGCUUCAACAAGACCUGCUACAUCUGUGAGGAACAGGGCCGGGAGAGCAAAGCCGCCUCAGGAGCCUGCAUGACCUGUAACCGCCACGGAUGUCGACAAGCUUUUCACGUCACCUGUGCCCAGAUGGCAGGCCUGCUGUGCGAGGAAGAGGUGCUAGAGGUGGACAACGUGAAAUACUGCGGCUACUGCAAGUACCACUUCAGCAAGAUGAAGACAUCCCGGCACUCCAGUGGGGGAGGAGGAGGAGGUACAGGAGGAGGCGGCGGCGGUGGAGGAGGCAGCGGCAGCGGUGGUACCAGCAGUGGUGGAGGUGGCACAGGGGGAGGUGGCAGCAGCGGCAGCAACAGCUUCCUUACUGGCAGGAGAAGCCGGUCCGCCUCGCCAUCUACCCAGCAGGAGAAGCACCCUGCCCACCACGAGAAGGGCCAGAAGAAGAGUCGAAAGGACAAAGAGCGCCUUAAACAGAAGCACAAGAAGCGGCCUGAGUCCCCCCCCAGCAUCCUCCCCCCGCCUGUGGUUCCCACUGCUGAUAAGGUCUCCUCAGCUACUACUUCCUCCCACCAUGAGGCCAGCACUCAGGAGGCCGCUGAGAGCAGCAGGGACUCGAAGGGGAAAAAGUCUUCCAGCCAUAGCCUGAGUCAUAAGGGGAAGAAACUGAGCAGUGGGAAAGGUGUGAGCAGUUUUACCUCCGCCUCCUCCUCUUCCUCCUCUUCCUCUUCCUCCUCCUCUGGGGCCCCUUUUCAGCCUGCAGCCUCAUCUCUGCAGAGCUCUCCUGACUUCGCAGCAUUCCCCAAGCUGGAGCAGCCUGAGGAAGACAAGUACUCCAAGCCCGCGGCCCCCACUCCGCCAGCCCCUCCCUCACCCACGGCCCCGGAGCCCCCAAAGGCUGACCUCUUCGAACAGAAGGUGGUCUUCUCCGGCUUUGGACCCAUUGUGCGUUUCUCCACCACCUCCAGUUCCAGCCGGGCCCGAGCCCCCUCACCCGGAGACUAUAAGUCUCCCCAUGGUUCCGGGGCCGGGGUCUCAGCGGGCACCCAUAAACGGAUGCCUGCACUGAGUGCCACCCUUGGACCUGCCGAGGAGGCCCCUGAGACAGGCCUGAAGGAGAAGAAGCACAAAGCCAGUAAGAGGAGCCGACAUGGGCCAGGCCGACCCAAGGGGAGCCGAGGCAAGGAGGGGUCCACAGGCCCAACUGCCUCCCUCCCUUCGGCUCAGUUGCCUGGCUUUACUGCCACUGCUGCCUCACCCUUUUCCGGGGGCUCCCUGGUCAGCUCCGGACUCGGGGGUCUGGCCUCCCGGACCUUUGGGCCUUCAGGAAGCUUGCCCAGCUUGAGCCUCGAGUCUCCUCUGCUGGGGGCAGGCAUCUAUACCAGUAAUAAAGACCCCAUCUCUCAUGGUGGAGGGAUGCUGCGGGCUGUCUGCAGCACCCCACUCUCUUCCAGCCUGCUGGGCCCCCCGGGGACCUCAGCCUUGCCCCGCCUCAGCCGUUCCCCCUUCACCAGCACCCUCCCACCCUCUUCUGCUUCCAUCUCCACCACUCAGGUGUUUUCUCUCGCCGGCUCUACCUUCAGCCUCCCAUCUUCCCACAUCUUUGGAACCCCCAUGGGCACUGUUAACCCCCUCCUCACCCAAGCUGAGAGCAGCCACACAGAGCCAGACCUAGAAGACUGCAGCUUCCGGUGUCACGGGACCUCCCCCCAGGAGAGUCUCUCAUCCAUGUCUCCCAUCAGCAGCCUCCCUGCACUCUUCGAGCAGACGGCAGCAGCGCCCUGUGGGGCUGGCCAGUUAGACUCCACGGCCCCUGGAACAACUAAUAUGGAGCAGCUGCUGGAGAAGCAGGGUGAUGGAGAGGCUGGCGUCAACAUUGUGGAGAUGCUGAAGGCCCUGCAUGCACUGCAGAAGGAAAACCAGAGGCUGCAGGAGCAGAUCCUGAGCCUCACAGCCAAGAAGGAGCGACUGCAGAUUCUCAAUGUGCAGCUCUCCGUACCCUUCCCCGCCCUGCCUGCUGCCCUGCCGGCCACAAAUGGCCCUGUCCCAGGGCCCUAUGGCCUGCUCCCUCAAGCCGGCAGCACUGACUCCUUGAGCACCAGCAAGAGUCCUCCAGGGAAGAACAGCCUUGGCCUGGACAAUUCCCUGUCCACGUCUUCCGAGGACCCACACUCAGGCUGCCCGAGCCGCAGCAGCUCAUCGCUCUCCUUCCACAGCACGCCCCCACCGCUGCCCCUGCUCCAGCAGAGCCCUGCUACUCUGCCCUUGGCCCUGCCCGGGGCCCCCGCCCAGCUUCCGCCUCAGCCACAGAAUGGGCUGGGCCGGGCACCCGGAGCAGCGGGGCUGGGGACCAUGCCGAUGGCCGAGGGACUGUUGGGUGGGCUGGCGGGCAGCGGGAGUCUGCCCCUCAAUGGGCUUCUGGGGGGGUUGAACGGGGCUGCUGCGCCCAACCCCGCGGGCUUGAGCCAGGCUGGCGGAGCCUCAACCCUUCAACUGCCGGGUUGUCUCAACAGCCUGACAGAACAGCAGAGACACCUCCUUCAGCAGCAAGAGCAGCAGCUCCAGCAGCUCCAGCAGCUCCUGGCCUCUCCACAGCUAACCCCAGAGCACCAGACUGUGGUGUACCAGAUGAUCCAGCAGAUUCAGCAGAAACGGGAGCUGCAGCGGCUGCAGAUGGCCGGGGGCUCCCAGCUGCCCAUGGCCAGUCUGCUGGCCGGAAGCUCCACCCCGCUGCUGUCCGCAGGCACCCCUGGCCUGCUGCCCACAGCAUCAGCCCCACCCCUGCUGCCUGCUGGAGCCCUGGUGGCCCCUUCCCUCGGCAGCAAUACCAGUCUCAUGGCUGCGGCAGCUGCGGCCGCAGCAGUAGCAGCAGCCGGCGGACCGCCAGUCCUCACUGCCCAGACCAAUCCCUUUCUCGGCCUUCCUGGGGCAGAUGCCAGUGGGAAUGGCCCCAAAGGAGGGACUGCUGACAAAGGAGCCUCAGCCAGCCAGGAAAAAGGCUAAUGCUACCUGGCCCCUCCUGAUCCCUACAUGGCUUGAGGGUCCUUGCCUGGAGUGGCACCUGGGCCCAGACUCUGGAGAGCCAGGCCCAGAGCCUGUGCAGAUUCCCAGGGAGUAUGUGGUGGGCGUUCCAGGUGCUGAGGAGAGAAACUGGAGGAGAGCCCUUCCACCGGGCCCAUGCCCACACCGCACUGGCUGCUUCAGGAGAGAGGAUCGGGGAGGCCAGGCUCCAAGCCUGCCCAGGAGCCCCAUCCUCUGCAGAUGCCUAGGGCCCCCCAAAGAGCAAAGUAGGUCAUGGCAUAAGUAGAGGGUUGGUUGGACCUACAACAUGAACCAAUCAGCACUUGAAUGGGGAAGGUGAAGGGUGGGCCCCGGGCCUACCUGUGUGUGGAGAUUCCUUAUGGAAAAAGGGCUGGUCCCGCAUGACCUUUAGUUUCCUCCCAGCAGAAGGGAUCUAUCCCUUUGACUGUUUCUCAUCAUCCCUCCCCACUGAGGGUCACAAGCUGAGCUUGGAAAAGCCUACAGAUGUGGGGGGCUGAGGAAGGGCAGGAUAGCACCUCUUGGCCUCAUGAUGGGGCUGGGCGGGGGAAGUCCCUUGCUGUCCUUGGUGUCCUGCCCCUUUUUGCACUAUUGGCUUGAGGAGUGCCGAGGGUGGGGAGAGGGAGCUGCCUGACUCCACAGAGCGUGUGUGUGUGUGUGUGUGUGUGUGUGUGUGUGUGUGUGUGGAAAAGAGAGAGAGAGAGAGAGACAUCAGUCUUUCUAACCUGUCUGUCACUUCUUCCUCUGGACCUGGGGCAGCAAAGGGCAAGGACAGGAGCAAUGGUCAGAACCAGAGCAGGAGCUCAGAGCUCUUGUACCUGGUACCUUCUCACCAACUCAGGUCCUUUUCCAGGGCAUGAAUGGUUAACUUUAAAAAAAAAAAACAACAAAAAACAAAAAAACAGAACAGAACUCCAGUAUUGGAGAAUUCCUGUGGGCUGGGGCUCUGAAUCAGGGUAAUACCCUACCUUCCCUCCCUUGGACCCCACUCCAUCUCAGGGCCCCCUCAGGGCCUCCUCCCCUCACUGGUAGUUUGAUCUUUCCUGGCACAAGAGAUGAGGGGAGGGGUAAAGUGCCACUUGUUUUCAGCAGAAGUCUCCAACUCAGCAGUAGCUAGCCUGCCUCUUGAAUCCUACUCUCACCAGCUAGUAGAGCCACUUAAGCUAACAACUGUCCCCUUAACCCAGCAGCUGUUUUCCAGGGUGUAGUAACGGGUGGCAGUCCAUCUGCCCAGGGCCAUUACGAAAAGCGUGGAGUGGGACGUGGGAGCACAGCCACGGAAGCCUGUGUCUCUUUCGGUUGCACUGGCUGGGACUGAGGGUCAGUUCCAGUUUUCCCUAAUGCUCAUACCUGUGGGUCUCUUUGCAUGUGUGCAUUUUUGGUGUGUUUCUGUUUGGGUUUUGUUGUUGGGGUUUUUUUGUUGCUUUUUUUUUUUUUUUUUUAAAUAAAAGAUGUGUAUAUUUUUGGCAAUGACAGAAAUGUAGUGCAGAUAUAUUUUUGCCUGUGCUGCUCAAUUUUUUUUUUCUGAUCUGAGAAAUAAUAUUAAUAUUCCUGUUGAUAAGACUGUAAGAUGAUAGGUUGGACUGGGGACCUUCAGAGGCAAACUCUUCAGCACUUGAACGGGCUCUGGGGGGCAGUUGUGAUGACCUCAGAAACACUUUUUGUAACGGCUCAGUAUCAGAGAGACCUCAUCUUCAUCUUUUCAGCUCUUUAACUCCUUGUCGACAAGCCAGUGAGUUCUUGAGAUUUUUAGACAGCGGCUCACUUAUCCAGGCUCAAACCCCUGCCCCAGCCACCGUUGAGAAUCACGCAGCCUCUGUUGUGUCAGGGAAGGCCCGUGCAUGUCGAGCAGGAGGGCUCAGUGCCCUGGACCCGAUGCUGCCCAGCCCCGGCCACUCUGACCUCUGGAACUCGGCUCUCAACUUUCUUGAGCUCUUUUUCCUACUCUGGGCCAGGGUGCCCUUAGCAGGUAGUCAGGUUAAAUUUGCAGGGAGCUCUAGGCCUUGCAUGAAUUGGUGUUGCUCCUUUUUUGGGGGGCAGGGGUUGGAUUUUUCAAGACAGGGUUUUCUCUUCUGUAGCCCUGACUGUCCUGGAACUCACUUUGUAGACCAGCCUGGCCGGGAGCUCAGAUCCUAGAGGUGGGCCGGUGGAGGUGCUGCUCCUUAUACUGAGCUAUGAGGGAGGUUGUGGCUCUUCUGGUGCAGCCUCACAAGUAGAACCAUGACAGUCCUCAAAAAGGGAGCCGGAUGCUGCAGAAUGGCUCUGAUGACCUCAUGGCUUCCAGCCUUGGUCCGUCCUUUUUUGUUCGUUUUGUUUUUUUGAGACAGGGUUUCUCUGUGUAGCCUUGGCUGUCCUGGUCUCACUUUGUAGACCAGGCUGGCCUCAAACUCACAGCGAUCCUCCUGCUUCUGCCUCCCUGAGUGCUGGGAUUAAAGGUGUGUGCCAUUGGUGUGUCUUUUGAUAGCUUGGUAGAGUGAGGGGAAGGGUGCAGAUUUGGGGCCAUCUCUGUCUGGGUGGGGGAGGAUGUGGUUUGCAGAGCGGAAGUGGAGUCUGAGAAUGCAUGAGUGAAUCUUAAUGUCACCACCCUCAGAAGAGAUGAGUGAGUAUCGCAUGCUUUGCCUGUGCCCACCGAGGGCUGUAGGGGGGUCAUGGCUACUCAGCUGUAUUUAGGGGUCCUUGGAGCUGGCUGUACAGGUGACUGCUCUAAACCUAGGAGGGACAGGUACCCAGUGACAGCAGUGAUGAGCCUCCGUUCCCGGCCUCUGGACAUUCCUGUCCCACUGCCCAGCCUUUUAGCUGCAGCUGGUUGUCUGGCUGUCCGUGUGUGUGUGUGUGUGUGUGUGUGUGUGUGUGUGGUGGCAUGGUUUGGAGUGUAGGGUUGUGAGUGUAGGGUCAUGACUGUGGUGAGAAGGUAUCUAUAUAGCACUGUCUUAGCCCUGAGCUGAUGAAUCCUCUCCAUAGACAAUGACACUUUAAGGGUUGCCUUUAAAAAAGAAUGAGUUGUAUCUCUCUUCCCCCCUCCUUCAUCCCAGCUUGUGGGUGUCCCCCUUAGGCUCCUUGGUCUACUGCUGCCCCUAGGUAGCCUGAUCUUGAGGCUGGUGACCCGUUCCCUUUCCUGGGUUGAGACCCAGGGAAUGCCCACCCUAGACUCUUAGGAAGGGCCUAGAAAAGAGGGGAGCCCAAAGAAAGGCUAGCAUUCACAUUUUCCUUUCUCAGACUGGAAAUGCUGACAGGUUUUCAAAGACAGACUCCCCGUUCCAGUUUCCAUCAUCCUUAAGAGUGCCGUGGGCCAAAGGGAAUAAUAGCUGGUUCCUAGGGAGAGGUGCCCAAUAGGGUGGAGGUAACUUAACCCAGAUCCUGGAAGAAGGCAGGGCCAGGGAGCCCCUCCGAUCUUUGCAGUUACUUCUUCCUGGGUUCCUGGUACGUCUCAUUCCCACCUUGUCUUGACCUACUGAAGAGCUGGGGACUGAGGGCCGCCCUCACUCUCCUGUAUCCACUUUCUCCAGCCCCAUUGGGGACUGAAGACCGAAACUCUGGCUUCCUUCCUUCCUUCCAUCCCAGCCUGUUUCCAUGUAGCAGACCCUUCCUGGGGGAGCAAGGAAGGGAAGCCACAGAUCGCAAACCCAGGGCCUCAUUUUUCAUUCUUUCUGAAACCUUUAUAUCCUCAGCCCAAGAGGCAGUGUUCCCCCGCGACCUCCAAGCCUGGAAUCGUGCAUAGCCUGGGUCUUGUAUCUUUGUAUAACGGAUGUUAUUUGUACGAAGGGCAGUUCGUAAACAGCACUUGUUCUUUUAAUAAAAGAAUGUUUUACUAAGAAAAAAAAAAAAUCCAAAGAGA
Molecule: messenger RNA, 7591 nt
Organism: Meriones unguiculatus (Mongolian gerbil)
Lineage: Eukaryota; Metazoa; Chordata; Mammalia; Rodentia; Muridae
Gene: Mllt6
Product: MLLT6, PHD finger containing
Exons: 20
Coding region: 388-3720 (1110 amino acids)
Biological process (GO): regulation of transcription by RNA polymerase II
Cellular component (GO): nucleus
Molecular function (GO): nucleosome binding; histone binding
Source: RefSeq, a predicted model, not a curated record